Bradysia coprophila is the source of this 769-nucleotide messenger RNA. RefSeq lists its product as uncharacterized. Gene Ontology annotation, biological process: glutathione metabolic process. The record is from RefSeq and is a predicted model, not a curated record. Lineage: Eukaryota; Metazoa; Arthropoda; Insecta; Diptera; Sciaridae. Gene Ontology annotation, molecular function: glutathione transferase activity.
UGUUCCCAGCAGUUGAUUACAAUACGUCGACAUUGUCGGUCUCAUAAACAACAGAUUGUUUCAUAAGUGGUUCGUUCUGAGAAAUAUUUUCUUAAAAAUUGUGUUAAUAAAAUCGAAGUAAAAAUGUCUCCUACUUACAAGUUGUACUAUUUUAAUAUCAGAGCAUUAGCCGAACCUAUUCGGUAUGCGUUAGCCUAUGGUGGCAUAACAUAUGAAGAUGUUCGAGUGGAAAGAGAAGAUUGGCCGAAACUGAAGCCGACAAUGCCAAUGGGACAAAUGCCAGUCCUAGAGGUAGAUGGCAAACGAGUGCAUCAGAGCAUUGCAAUUUUGAGAUAUGUGGCCAAGAUUGUUGGUUUAGCCGGUGCGGACGAUUGGGAAAAUCUACAAAUCGACAGUGCUGUUGAUACAAUCAAUGAUUUGCGGCAAAAAAUGGCUGCCGUUCAUUUCGAAGCUGACGAGGCUGUUAAACUAAAGAAAAGGGAAACACUCCUUAACGAAACGGUUCCAUUUUAUCUGGGUAAACUGGAGGAGCUUGCUGUGAAUAACAAUGGUCAUUUGGCAGCGUCGAAGUUAACCUGGGCUGAUCUAUUCUUCGCUUCACUGUUGGAACUGUUCAAAAUUUGGACUGGACCGGACGUUUUAGCCAAAUACCCGAACUUGGCUAAGACAGCCGAAAAUGUUUACAAUCUGGAUUCUAUUAAGGAUUGGAUCAAAAGACGACCAGUUACUGAGAUGUAAACGAGGAAAAAAUAAAUUUAAUUUAAAUUCA